Molecule: messenger RNA, 273 nt
Organism: Acaulospora colombiana
Lineage: Eukaryota; Fungi; Glomeromycota; Glomeromycetes; Diversisporales; Acaulosporaceae
Source: the annotation of a GenBank genome assembly
AUGAUGAGCAACAGCUCUCGAGCUAAGUGGCAGUUCAUUUGUCAUACGACUACCAAAGAAAUUGCUCGCAUAUGUUUCAAUUUAAAAUUUCUAGAUUUGGAAGGAUGUGAAAAUAUUAGCAAAAAAGUCAUGGACCAGCUAAAUCCAAAUAUUCAUAUAGAAAAUUUACCUGACUGCGUUUCUGAUGAAGAUGUCUGUAGUAACAAUGUGCCUCCGAUGAUUAUGGACACUAUUUCUGAACUUCUUAAUCGGGAACUAGCAUUGGAAUGGUGA